Strongylus vulgaris is the source of this 423-nucleotide messenger RNA. NCBI's taxonomy places the organism in Eukaryota, Metazoa, Nematoda, Chromadorea, Rhabditida, Strongylidae. The record is from the annotation of a GenBank genome assembly.
AUGAAUAGCACAUUAAUCCUAAUGAGCCUCUUAAUCUCACUCGUGCUGAGUGAGUUUGUUGAUGUAGAUGAAGGUCCACCAACGCACCCUAUGAUUCGGCCGCAUCGCUUGCGGCCACAUCAUCACAAGCGGGACAUAAAUGUCCUGAAGACACAAUUUUCGUGUACUAUCGAUGCGAUCGAGCUGGUCGAACUAAGUGCCAUUGGUAUAUGCGGAUGUGGACAGUUGUUCUCUUUGGUGUGGUACUCGUCAAAGCCGUAUUCGCAUGCUUCGUAUCAUUCUUUCGUUGCGUAUGCUGUUGAUAUGGACAACGGAGAGCUAAAGGAACAGCAGUGUCAAGAUGAAAGCGAAGUGGAUUGCAAAUCAUCGUUUGGCCAACAACCGAUUGCCUCACUUAUCGUCGCCAAAAACACCACCUCAUAG